AUACCCAUUAAUUUUCGUUAAAUCCUCACUCAGUCCCUGUCGACCGGAGCAAUCUCCCACCCAAUGGAUCACCGAGAAGAGGACCAAACCUCCACUCCCAGACGGAGCUGGAAGCGGAAAAGGGACCAUUCACCCUUAGAUCACAAAGAAGUCCAUUCCAACUCCAAGACAACAAGCGCCUCCUUUUCAAUUGCCCCGACCCUGCCAUCAUCUUCCGAAUUUCAUAAGGAUUACGAUGUAUACCUGCAUUUUAUGGGCGAAGACACCUGCAGGACCUUCGUUGAUCACAUCUACUAUGCCUUGGUACGGGCCGGAAUUGACACCUUUCUAUAUGACGUGGGUCUUUUUAAGGGGGAGGGUGUCUCUAGUCAACUACGUAAUGCUAUUCAAGGAUCAAGGAUCUCCAUUGUGGUUCUCUCCAAAAACUAUGCUUCUUCCAAGUGGUGCCUUGAUGAGCUUGUGGAGAUCCUGCACUGUAAGAAAACCAAAGGCUGCAUUGUUCUUCCAAUAUUUUAUCACAUAAAUCCCUCAGAUGUCAGAUGGCAGACUGGACCUUUAGCUAAAGCAUUUGCUAAUCAUGAAGAUCGGUUUGGGAGGGACACGAAACUGGUGCAGCGGUGGAGGGAAGCUCUUCAACAAGUUACACGUCUUUCUCGCUGGAAAGCCAGAAAUGCAAAUGGGUUUGACGCAAUGCUCGUCGACAGUGUUGUUUCUAAAGUUCUCAGGUUGAAGGCCAUUGACUUGAAUGUUGCCAUGGACCCAAGAAGAGAGGAUUCUGAUGCUGAAGAGAUAAAAACUUUACUAAAUCUUGGAACAAGUGAUGUUCACAUUGUUGGCAUCUACGGAAUGGCCGGCAUAUGCAAGACAACCUUAGCAAGAGCUGUUUAUAACCAAGUACGUGGUGAAUUUGAAGGGAGCAGUAUUUUAUCCUACAUUACAGAAAUUUCAAAAGUGCCUAAUGUUGAUCAAGGAAUCAUUUUGAUGAAGAAAAAUCUUCAAUAUAAAAGGGUUCUUGUUAUUCUUGAUGAUGUGGAUCACUUGAUACAACUGGAGGUAUUAGCUGGAAGUUCUGAAUGGUUUGGUCCUGGAAGUAGAGUCAUUGCAACUGCUAGAGAUGGAUAUUUGCUAAGCCAAAUGCAAGUAAAUGAAAAAUAUAGAGUUGAUGAUUUGGAGUCUUAUCUACAUUUUGUUCGGAAUGCUUCCAAUAUUCCCCCUCGAAUAGAAGAUGACCAUGAGCUCAUGAUUGGUGCAACACUUGCUGAAACUGCAAACCAUUCUGGCUGGGAUCUGACCAAGAGUGUUGCGAUUGGAUCACAUGAAUCAAACUUCACUACCGGUCAAAGCCCUCUAUCAUUCUCCAAAUCUAAUUCGAAUAGUUGGGAUCACGAUGUAUUCUUGAGUUUUAGAGGUGAAGAUAGGAUUAGAGGUGAAGACAUCCGCAAGAGCUUCCUCAGUCACCUCAUAUCUGCCUUGGAGCUAGCCGGAAUUCGUGUCUUCCUAGACAGCAUAAACCUCGAAAGAGGUGAGAACAUCCCUGACGGUUUACUCAAAGCUAUUGGCAGAUCAAGGAUUUCCAUUGUAGUUUUCUCCAAAUGCUAUGCUUAUUCCGAGUGGUGCCUUGACGAGCUGGUGGAGAUCCUGCAUUGUACAAACACCAAAGGGCACUCUCUUAUUCCAAUAUUUCAUAAAGUGAAACCCACGCAUGUACGAUACCAGACUGAAGAAUUUGACAAAGCAUUUGUUUUGCAUGAAAGCAAUUCUCAAGUGGAUGCGGAGAGGGUGCGUAGGUGGAGAGAAACUCUUACUAAAGCAGCAGACUGUUCGGGCUGGGAUCUUGAAAGUGAUGCAAAUGGGUUCGAAGCAAAGUUGAUUGAGAGGGUUGUUGAAGAUGUUUUGUGUAAAGUGAACCUAGUGGGAAUAGAUUCUUACACAAAAAAGAUUAAAGAUUUAUUAAAGCUUGGAACAGCCGAAGUCCGUGCUGUGGGCAUCUAUGGGAAGGCUGGAAUGGGUAAAACAACCUUAGCAAAAAUCACCUAUAAACAAAUCUGUGAUAGAUUUGAAGGCAGUAGUUUUCUUUCGGACAUUGAAGAAAUUUCAGUAGAACCUGAUGGUUUAGUUCGUUUACAGAAACAUCUUCUUCGUGAUAUCUUGAAAAUGGAGAAUUUCAAGAUCGACAGCAUUCAUGAAGGAAUCGAUUUGAUUAAAGAAAGUCUGCAAGGCAAAAAAGUUCUUGUUGUUCUUGAUAACGUGAAUCACAUUAAACAACUACAUGCAUUAGCUGGAAAUUCUGAGUGGCUUGGUCCAGGAAGUAGAAUCCUUGCAACAACUAGAGAUGAACUAUUGCUAACUCGACUCGGUGUGCAUGGAAAAUUUAAGGUUGAAGAAUUGAAUUAUUGGGAAUCUUUUAAGGUUUUCAAUUGGUAUGCCUUUGGGAAGGUUGAUGCAAGAGAAGGUUACCUAGAGCUUUCGAUUCGUGCAGUGGAGCAAGCUGGUGGAGUUCCAUUAGCACUUAAGGCUUUGGGUUCUUUUCUACAAGGAAGAAGUAUUGAUGUAUGGAAAAGAGUAUUAGAAUAUUUAGAGAGUGAGUCUUCACAAGGAGAUCCAGAAAAUACUUGAAAUCCCUUAGGGUAUCAGGGGACAGAAAAAUCCUAUCCAAGUGAUGAAUUUCUAUGGUUUCUUUUCCGUACGUGGUAUCUAUAUUUUCAUUGAGAGAUCCCUUGUGAUGAGUUGAUGAUAAAUAUAUGCAAGUUUUGAUUCCAGA
Carya illinoinensis is the source of this 2761-nucleotide messenger RNA. Its product is annotated as disease resistance protein RPV1-like. Gene Ontology annotation, molecular function: ADP binding; ATP hydrolysis activity. The coding region runs from base 64 to 2616 and encodes 850 amino acids. The transcript has 5 exons. The record is from RefSeq and is a predicted model, not a curated record. Lineage: Eukaryota; Viridiplantae; Streptophyta; Magnoliopsida; Fagales; Juglandaceae. Gene Ontology annotation, biological process: signal transduction; defense response.